This is a messenger RNA of Lytechinus variegatus (green sea urchin), 952 nucleotides long. Its product is annotated as pseudouridylate synthase 7 homolog. NCBI's taxonomy places the organism in Eukaryota, Metazoa, Echinodermata, Echinoidea, Temnopleuroida, Toxopneustidae. The coding region runs from base 130 to 855 and encodes 241 amino acids. Gene Ontology annotation, molecular function: RNA binding; pseudouridine synthase activity. Gene Ontology annotation, biological process: pseudouridine synthesis. The transcript is spliced from 9 exons. The record is from RefSeq and is a predicted model, not a curated record. Gene Ontology annotation, cellular component: nucleus.
AUUGAUGGGGAGAGACUGGCACAGCUCAACAAAGUCUUAAGAUGCAUUCGAUUAGGCAAUUUCAGAUAUGCCCAUAAGCCACUCAACCUAGGAGAAUUGUCUGGCAAUCAUUUCAUAAUCAUAUUAAGAAUGAUGCAGGGGAGUAGAGAGCAGAUCAAUAGGGCAAUGACAUCCCUGAGAGAUGUUGGAUUCAUCAAUUACUUUGGUAUGCAGCGAUUUGGUAACUCACUCAUCUCUACAUACCAUGUAGGAAGAGCCUUACUACUGAAUCAAUGGGAGACAGCAGUAGACCUGAUCCUAAAACCAAGAGAAGGAGAUGACAACAGGUGGAGAGAGCAUUGGAUGAAUACCAGGGAUGCUAAGAGUACAUUAGAGAUGCUUCCUCACCAUAAGAAAAGCUCUGUUGAGCAGCAGCUGUUAAGAGGCUUACUCAAGUCAAGGAAUGAUUACCAGGCAUCAUUUUAUUCAAUUCCUCGCAAUACACGUCUCAUCUACCUGCACAGUUAUCAGAGUUAUAUUUGGAAUGUCAUUGUCACACAAAGGCUACAGAGGGAUGGCUUCAAAGCGGCUGUUGGGGAUCUAGUCCAAAAAAGCGUUGAAAAUGAAGUUCUUGCUUUACCCAGGGUGGAGUAUGUAACAGAAGAGAAUGAAAAUGAUUUUACUAUUUAUGAUGUGGUCUUACCUCUACCGGGACAUGGUGUCAAAUACCCUGUACAUCAAGCUGGAAAAUGGUUUACUGAAGAGCUUGCCAAAGAUGGUCUGACAGUGGAGAUGCUGAAAAAUUCCAAUAGGGAUCUGUCUCUAUCUGGUGCAUACAGGAAAUGUGUUGUCAAACCAACUGAUGUCAGCUGGUAAGUCAAUUCAUAUUAACCAAUUUUAUACCAUGUUUAACUGGGCUCUUAUCAGGCCAAGCAUAUAUCUAUUUUAUUUGUCAUUUUGAGAUAAGUUAAAU